UUAAGAAGUGUAGUAGCCCAUCUGAGCCGCAGGGUAGAAUUAUCCCAAAAAAUUCACAAUCGCCAGAUAUUCUGAUUCUGAUUUCUGAUACUCUGAUAUUCUGAUAUUCUUAUUCAAAAGCAGAUAAACCAACAGAUACUCACAGUUCUCUCGCAAUGCCAUCAACCCCACUCACCCUCACCCUCCCCCAAUUCCCCUCCUCCCCGCUCCACCUCUCGCUCUACACAAACGUCACAAACGCUCCCACAAUCCGAUCCCAGCUCCUCUCCGGCAACACAGCCUACUCCUACGCCUUCCUCGACCCAUCCACAAUCCUCUCAAUCUCCCACGUGCUCGCCGCAGUCUACCGCGCGCUCACCGAGCGCGAGGCGGGCACCAUGCGCACCCGCACCGUCAACUCGGAAAUCGUCUUCUCGAUGGCGCCGUCGAUGAACAUCGGCGACGCGCUCAAGCGGUUCGGAGUUAAGGAUGAGAGUACGGCGCUGUUUGUCGUCAAGGUCGCGGACGAGGCGGAAGAUGUUGUGGGUGCGGAGGAGGUUGGGGUUGCGUUGGAGAGUAUAGUUGAGGGCGAAAGCGUGGCGCUUUGCGAUGAUGCGUUGCAGGCGUUGACUGAUAUCGAGGUUGUGAGGAAGAACUACAAGAUACCGCAAGGUGUGGUGUUGAACGACCGAAUCGCGGCCGCACAGAUCGUCACAGGCGCCAUCGCCUUACGGGGGUACUCAUAGAAAUCAGGGAAAUGUACGAUAGAGAGAUAAAAAUGCAUCAAAACUUUUGAUCUAACUCUAGUCUACAACAAUAAUAUACACCUCACAACCCCUCCUCACCCUCCCCCCUUC
Messenger RNA from Myxozyma melibiosi, 836 nucleotides. RefSeq names its product kinase binding protein CGI-121-domain-containing protein. The transcript is spliced from 2 exons. The record is from RefSeq and is a predicted model, not a curated record. Gene Ontology annotation, cellular component: cytosol; nucleus; EKC/KEOPS complex. The coding region runs from base 156 to 725 and encodes 189 amino acids. Gene Ontology annotation, biological process: tRNA threonylcarbamoyladenosine modification. Lineage: Eukaryota; Fungi; Ascomycota; Lipomycetes; Lipomycetales; Lipomycetaceae.